This is a messenger RNA of Thermochaetoides thermophila DSM 1495, 4251 nucleotides long. RefSeq lists its product as uncharacterized. The record is from RefSeq and is a predicted model, not a curated record. Gene Ontology annotation, biological process: mRNA splicing, via spliceosome. NCBI's taxonomy places the organism in Eukaryota, Fungi, Ascomycota, Sordariomycetes, Sordariales, Chaetomiaceae. Gene Ontology annotation, cellular component: catalytic step 2 spliceosome. The transcript is spliced from 5 exons. Gene Ontology annotation, molecular function: mRNA binding; helicase activity. The coding region runs from base 1 to 4251 and encodes 1416 amino acids.
AUGCCUCCCGCGAAAAGAAUCAAAAGCAGCGCGGAUUCCCGGCCCAACGCUGGGGCGUCGGGGCGGCCAACUCUUGAAGAUCUGGAAGGAGAAAACCAGUUUACGAACCUUGCGCGUCAACACUGGCUCAACGUCCCUCAACAAGCCGCCAAGAUUAAGGUUAAGACUGAUGUGCUUAAGAGGGAAUUAUACCUGUGGCCAGGCUACGGCGAGGAUUCAUCAAACUACCAUGUUCUUUUGAUCAUCUUGAUCGUUAAUGCAAAGAGGCGGGAGCGCGUCAGCACAUGGGACAUAUUUGCCGACCGACCCGCUGAUUUUUCAGAUCUCUUCCGCCGCGCGCUAUCCAUGACGCUUGAUAGUUCUCUCUCCUGGACAAUCCGGACCCAUGUGCUCCUCUUCAUCAUUCACGCUUUCCAGAGUCUGGACUACGCUAUUGUCCGGAAGGAGUGUGCCCCUCUAGUCUCCAUUUCGAUCUGGCACAACUUGUCGACCGAGGAGAAGCGGGAGGCCUUGUUAGACUCGAAUCCUCAUCUAAGGAAGGCCUGGAGGGCUGCCACAAAACGCUUUGAAUCAGCAGAUGAUGCCACAAAAGCGCGAUUGCGCUUCGACAGGGCUUGGCUAUACAGCUUGGUCCUGGACUUCUUGACCCUGCUCUACUCUGGCAAUGCCAAACAAGAACAUGUUCUAUACUGCGAACGCUUUGUGGAGUUUCUGACAGACCUGCAAAGUCAGCUUCCGACAAGGCGGUAUGUCAAUACUCUGCUCCAGGACCUGCACGUUCUCCCAGCCCUCAGCCUCUCCCCUAUCUAUAAUGAUGAGGGAAACGGGCUGCUGCGAGAACUGUGCAAUCUUUUCACCCACUACACCUACUUUGCUGUGGAUGACCAGAGCGGUGUUCAGCUGAGCCGGGAGCAGGCCUAUGAUCGGCACUGCGCCAUUCUGGCGAAGCUACAGCGGAUAGCCAUGAAACACUUCAAGGAGAAACUGACAGUGCUGGCACUGUCGAACUAUGGCUCGAUUGACAAGCGAUCUGAACUGGAGCCACUCCUUCAAGCAUUGACGGAUGAUGAGCUCGUGCAGCUUUCUAAUCUCAUGAAUAUUCGCACAUCCUAUCCGGACGCUGCCCGGAUACCUGUGGAUCGCAAGUUCAUAGUAGAGGUUUUGCUUACUACUUUUGAACGCCGAAAGACGUUCCAGGACGCAGCCCAGGCCUUGAGCGUCCUCCCCACGGAAGAGACGCUCUUCGACAUUAGUCUCAAAAGGACUGAUCAAUACGACGGAUCUCGUCCCCUUGCCCUCCCGAAGCUUAAUCUACAGUACUUAUCGGUCGGGGACUUUCUCUGGAGGUCUUUCGUGCUGUAUCGGUGCGAGUCGUUCUAUGCUAUUCGUCAAGAUCUCGAAGAUGCCUUGAUCAGGCUAAAGCCUGAGGUCAGGAGAGGUGGGGUGACUGGUUUCGCUGGUUUCUCCAAAAUGGCACUUCCUAUCUCCAAACCCGUCAUUCUUGACGUCAUGCCACCCCAGGUUGGCGAUGACAAGCCUUCCUGCGUCAAGGCCGAGGUGACCAUUGACUUGAGAAGACUGACGCCUCAAAUCCGCAGAGACUGGGAAUCUCUGCGCCCUGAUGACGUGGUUUUCCUCCUUGCUGUCGACGCCUCAAGGCAAAAGCAGUCCGCAAACGGAGGAGCCGUCCUGUCCGAAGCCGAGAGGCUAGGCUUGGUCCAUGUUCGCGCUGCCGAGAUAAUCCAGGUGCUCGAUGACAAGGGUAAGGCUAUUCGGGAUCCACAGGCAUAUUUUGAUGGCCACACGCGCAGCGAUAUCAGGAAAAUUCAACUGCGUUUAGACGCAACCUCGUAUAAAGCGGACACGGAAGCCAACCGAAAUGUUUACGAGGACAUCAACCUUAUCGUACGGCGGAGCAGCCGCGAGAACAACUUCAAGCCAGUACUCGAAUCAAUUCAGGACCUCACGCUCUCCGAGGUUCCCCUCGCCUCCUGGCUACAUGAAGUCUUCCUGGGCUAUGGUGACCCGGCCGGCGCUACAUUCAAGCAGCUGCCCAACCGGCUCAAGAAGAUUAAUUUCCGAGAUACGUUUCUUGACUGGCAGCAUCUCGUGGAAAGCUUUCCUGGAAAGAUCAUUGAGCCCAGCGACGACGUAUCCAGCAGCUUCGGACCUCCCUAUGUUCUUGAGAGUGUGGAAAAGCAAGUUGAAGAACACCCUUCCAAACCGUCUAAAAAAAGGCGGCGCGAUGUAGAGCCAGCCCUAAUGUCCAAAGUCGAAACUCUCAAGGUCUCAACUUACAAGCCCCCAAACAACGGACCUUAUCCUGUGGACGCCCCCAAGCUCAAUAAAAUCCGAUUCACGCCUACGCAAAUUGACGCCAUCUACUCCGGCACACAGCCUGGUUUGACAAUCAUCGUUGGUCCUCCGGGAACUGGCAAGACAGAUGUUGCCGUACAGAUCAUCAGCAACAUAUAUCACAACUUCCCGGAGCAAAAAACCCUCCUCGUUGCUCACAGCAACCAGGCUCUCAAUCAGCUCUUUGCCAAGAUCGUUGCGUUGGAUAUCGACGAACGCCACCUCCUCCGUCUCGGUCAUGGCGAGGAAGAAUUGGAAACUGAAGGAAGUUUCAGCAAACAUGGUCGAGUGGAAUCCUUCCUUGACAACCGGCAACGUUUCCUUUAUGAGGUUAGCCGCUUGGCCGCCAGUAUGGGUGCUCCAGGGGCCCAUGGCAACUCGGCAGAGACAGCUGGUUAUUUCAACAAGGUUUAUGUAGAGCCAGCAUGGGCAAAGUUCAACGACAUUAUCCAGCGAGAAGAUGUUGGUCCUGAGGAUAUUGUGCGAGCAUUCCCCUUCCACGCCUACUUUUCCGAUGCGCCCCAACCCCUGUUCCCCCCCGAAGCCGAUCGAGAGACGGUUUUGGAAAUCGCGAAUGGAUGCUACCGGCACAUCUCCAAGAUUUUCGAGGAGCUUGCAGAUGUACUGCCCUUUGAGAUCUUGCGGCGAGACAAAGACAAGGCCAAUUACCUGCUUACCAGCGAGGCUCGGAUCAUCGCCAUGACAUCCACUCACGCCGCGAUGAAGCGUGGUGAAAUCGCUUCAUUGGGUUUCCAGUACGACAACGUUAUCAUGGAAGAAGCCGCCCAGAUUACCGAGAUCGAGAACUUUAUUCCGCUUGCGCUUCAGAAGCCCAAGAACGGCCAGAUGGCAUUGCAGCGUGUUGUCUUGUGCGGCGACCACUACCAAAACUCUCCAGUUAUCCAGGGCCUGGCGUUCAGACACUACGCGAAUCUGGAGCAGUCGCUCUUCUCACGUCUUGUGCGUCUGGGAGUCCCAACUAUCAACCUCGAUCAGCAGGGCCGUGCUCGGCCUUCUAUCUCCAAUCUCUACCGUUGGAGAUACCCGCAACUUGGAGACCUGCCGCACACCCAGACCGAGCCCGAGUUCCUCACGGCCAAUGCUGGGUUCCGGUACGAUUACCAGUUCGUCAAUGUUCCAGACUACAGAGGCAUGGGCGAGUCGGAACCGACACCACACUUCAUCCAGAAUUUGGGUGAGGCCGAGUACGCUGUGGCCAUCUUUCAGUACAUGCGUCUGCUUGGGUAUCCAGCGUCCAAGAUCAGCAUCCUCGCAACAUACGCUGGCCAGAAGGCGCUCAUCAAAGAUGUGUUGGCGCACCGGUGCGCCAAAAACCCAAUCUUUGGCCUGCCUCGCGUCGUCACUACGGUGGACAAAUACCAGGGCGAGCAGAACGACUAUAUCAUCCUUUCGUUGACGCGCACCACUCGCGUUGGCUAUCUGCGUGACCUACGCCGGCUAACCGUCGCCCUCUCUCGUGCGCGCCUGGGUCUGUAUAUCCUGGGUCGGCGCGCCGUUUUCGAAUCCUGUUACGAGCUGCGCGACGCCUUUUCCCUGCUGUUGCGUCGGCCAGAUAAGUUGGCGUUAGUGACAGGUGAACUGUGGCCAUCGAAACGUCUGCUGGCCGACGAGACUGACGACACCAAGAAGCUCGAAGGCGAGGUCGUCAUGGAGGGCGUGGAGCAUCUGGGUCAGUGGGUGUUUGAGAUGACCAAGACGAAGAUCGCUGAGCUCAGGAAGGAGAAGGGUCUGUCUGAAGAGGUGCCUGUUGAGAUGCCAAAAGAGGUAGUAAGCGCCGAAGCGGAUGAGGGAUAUCUCCCGCUAGAUGAAGAGGAGGGCGACGGAGAAGAAGGCGAAGGCGAAAGGGUGAAAGGGUUUGAGAUUGAGGACUCAUAA